AUGGUCAACCAUGGAGUCUCCAAAGCUUGCAAAGAAUGCAAGAAACGGCGGAAGAAGUGCGAUGCGACCCGUCCGUCUUGUAACCGGUGUCUCAGAUCCCGCAGAGCGUUCCCGGGCUACGAAGAGGACCCAGGCUUUGUGUUCCGCAACUACGGAGUCAUCAGCUCCGGCAGUCAUCGUGCCUCUCCGGUCGAUUCUACCCAGGUGCCUACCGAGGUGCCUACCGAGGACAGCAACUGUGCAGCCACUGUCAGUCCUUCGAAUCUAGAUGAUGCCGAACUUGAAGCGCUCAGUGUCAACACCUUCUUUGCAGACUUCUGUGUGCCAUCAAGGGACCGACUGCUUUCUCGAGGGUUUCUAGAUGGUCUCGAGCCUUUGGUCGACCAUGCGGGGUCUUCCUCCGACAUCUCCAAAGCUGUGAGGGUCGUGGCUCUGGCAGCAACAGGUAACCGGAAUGGCAGAAGCGGUCUACUUGUGAAGGCCAAGCACAUAUACGGAGACCUACUACGUUCGUUCCAAACCAGCAUCUCCAACCCCGAGACAGCAAACACGGCAGAGUCCUUGAUGGUAGCAGUAUUACUAGGGCUCUAUGAGAUUAUAAUCAGCAACGAAGGGCAUCCUGGUCAUCACACCGCCCACGUUCGUGGUGUGUCUGCCAUUCUCUCCAGCAAGAACUCCCCUUUUGAUCUCUUGGGCGGAAUGCAGCUAUUCCAACUGAACAAUCCCAUAUUGCUCAAGGAGCCAUUGAAACAAGCCCAGGAUGUCGGCGUCCUAUGCGCACCAAUUGUAAACUCUAGGGUGCAAAGCCUGGACUCAAUCCUGCUCAAAUUCAAUCCCAUCUUCUAUCGAGCGAAUGAUUUGCUCUCCGGAGAUUCCCAAAUCUCAGAGUCCGCCGUCCGCCAAGUGAUGGAAGACGCUCUGAGUUUGGAAACAAUGUUUGCGACUUGGGCAGCGAGCCAGACUUUAGAAUGGAAGCCGAAGACAAUUGGAAGAUCCUCGCGUAACUCCUCUGCAUACGGAUUCUGCUGUCCAGGAAGGAUUGACGUCUAUUUCGAUUUAUACGUGGCGGCAGUCUGGAACACUUAUCGCAAAACACACCUGUUGAUGCUCGAUGUUGUUUUUAGGUGCAAGAAAUGGCUCGGGCUAGACAUGGCCUCACAUACCAGGGAGGAGCGAGAAGCGUAUAGCCUUGUCGAAGAAAUCGUCGCCUCAAUUCCCUUUCAUCUAAGCUCAGACCCAACGUCUUGUCUCACAGAGGACACUGGUGAAGGUACAGAGCGACUUCCUGGCAAGCCUGUCGGUGGCUUAUUGCUGCUUCAUCCAUUAUGGGUGGUGACCGUUUCGUCUGUGGUCUCGCCAAAGAUGCAGGAUUCGAUGCGGGAUUGUCUAGCAUGGAUAGGCAGGAAUAUGGGAAUCGGCCAAGCAACGUUGCUUUCGCAGUCUGAUGCCAAUCUUCCGUUCCAGUACAUAGCUGAAGGUCAUGUUCUGAUGUGGGCUGGCAUGCUGAUCCACCCAGUCUGA
Capronia epimyces CBS 606.96 is the source of this 1521-nucleotide messenger RNA. RefSeq lists its product as uncharacterized. The record is from RefSeq and is a predicted model, not a curated record. Bases 1 to 1521 code for a protein of 506 amino acids. Lineage: Eukaryota; Fungi; Ascomycota; Eurotiomycetes; Chaetothyriales; Herpotrichiellaceae. The transcript has 7 exons. Gene Ontology annotation, molecular function: DNA-binding transcription factor activity, RNA polymerase II-specific; zinc ion binding. Gene Ontology annotation, biological process: regulation of DNA-templated transcription.